Molecule: messenger RNA, 7737 nt
Organism: Oncorhynchus gorbuscha (pink salmon)
Lineage: Eukaryota; Metazoa; Chordata; Actinopteri; Salmoniformes; Salmonidae
Molecular function (GO): guanyl-nucleotide exchange factor activity
Source: RefSeq, a predicted model, not a curated record
UGCCAGAGAAGCUCGAGACUGGAGCCAGCGAAGCAACAGGAAGCAAGACACUUCAUCGCUUGGAGCUCAACUCACUCAAACUUGCAGAAAGUCACUAAGGGAUGGGAACUUUCCUACUUACUCGCAGGCCACUAACUGUCAUGUGGACCUACCUUCAUCAAUGGCAUUAUCUUGGCGAUUAAGAAACAUGAGAAGAAGACCGCUCUCACUAGAGUCAAUUAUCUGGACGGAAUUAUAUCAGAGGAAAAUGUGAAGAAACAUUCUGCAGGAUAGAAGAGAAACUGUCGGAAAGAUGAACCCAGAAUCCCUGGACUCGUCCAUCCAGAGUGCCCUGUCGGCUCUGUUCCCACCCUUUGAGGUCACAGCACCCACCGUCCUCAGUCAGCUGUUUAGGACCAUCGAGGAGCGUUUCCACGGUGACGCACUGCACUGCUUGCUGGACUUCCUCAUCCCGUCCAAACACCUCUUGGAGAGUGUGCAGCAGGCGGCGUGUGCUGCAUACUCAGAUGUGCUGUUCCGUUGUGAGGGCUGGCCCCUGUGCCUCCGUGAUAGGACCGUGAUCCAGCUGGCCCCCCUCAACCCUCUCCUGCUGCGCCCCGGAGACUUCUACCUGCAGGUGGAGCCCUUUGGCGAACAGGCAGCCCGCAUUGUCCUCAAGAGUCUCCUGGAGGAGGGCUGCCACGAGGUGGAGGAGACCCCCAUCCCCGACACCACUUACCCCUAUAUCUUUACCCUUGAUUGGCUGAGGGAGGUGAACGACGGCCGCCAUGGCACCCCGCUCUCCCACUGCCUGCUUUCCACCGAUCAGGGAGUGAUGAAGGUGCCCUGGGCGCAAGUGGCAAUCCCCGAGUUUCUGGUCAAGCACAAGACCAUGACUACAUCAAGUGUUAUCCGGGACGGUCCGUUUGAGUCACGAAAGUUGCAGAUUCCAUCCUCUUCCGACUCUACCGCUUCCGCCCUUUCUCUGGAGACCAUGAUCCUUCCUGCCAGGGACGGGAUAUCUGUGUCCUUGCGACUCAUGGACGGCACCUCGAAACUAAUCAAGGGUGACCAUGAAAAAUCUGUCACCAAACCGCAUGCCAAACCACUGGUCAAGCCUGUGGGCUGGGUGUCGCCCAACACCUGGGACACCAGCUGGAACUACUGCGAGAUUGAAGGUGACUAUGUGGAUUUAGUGGAGUUCUCCAAGGAGAAAGAGUCUCCUGCGGGAUGCAGUAGGACUCCCAAACCUUCUAAUCCUCCCCCUUUGUUCAAACCGGUCAGGCCCCCUCCUCCUAUACCACUUGGGAGCAGCACACCCUGUGGGUGCACCCUCAGGUUUUCGGAGGAGCCUUGCACACCAUGCAGCCAGAGGAGGCUAGGGCAGGAGCCUAGUGGGCAUGAACUAAAGUGCAGGUACAGGGACUCUUACCUAGCAGCACUGCGCAACCCAGUUCCCUUUGAGAGGGGGAGCGUAGGACUGCUAGCUGCUCUGCAGGAGUCCGGCCCCUGUGGAGGGGAGGAGUCGGGCUUCAAGGGUCACGCCAGAGGUCUGGGUCAGGAUCACUGGGAGUGCUGUAACCACUAUAAGGAGCCUAUUGUAAGUCACGAGCCACACCAACAUGGGCACUUUGCUAAGGAAUCCCCAAACCUAAAUCACAUACCACACAAAUCUAACAAACCUUCCUUAACUCACAAACCAGGAAAACAUACUAAAGAACCUCAAGUCAUUCAUAAACUCUGCCAAGUGGAACCUCAUAACCAGGAACUUCAAACAAACCACAAAGCCCAUCAAACAGGACCUGACUCAAUGCUAAUGUUACCUCCGGUGGGCCAUCACCAGGGCGUGGUUGAUGCCUUUGACUGUGACUUCACCUCCAAGCCAGUUUGGAACCCGGAGGCAGUGAAAACCAUUGGUAAACACAAGGCCAAGCCCAGGGCACCCUCCAUUGUGUCCGAGACUGCCAGAGGAAGUCCUCUGGUCCACAAACUGAACAACAGGACCCACCGUGACAUCUGCCCAGAGACGACCCCCGUUUGUGUCCAGGAGGUGCAGUGUAAGAAAAUCAAUGCCUUUGGCCUGGUGUCCCCCAAGCUGGAGAGGAGUCAGUCUUCAAAGAAUGUUCAAGAUCCCUCGCCUGGCAAAGUUGAAACGCAGGCUACUGCACCCUCCAUCGGACCUGACACCAAACUCCAGAGUCCAAAGACCAAGCCCACAGCGCCCCCAAUCCUACCCCCCCUCCCCCAUACACAGAGCUCCUCCAUAUCCUCCCUCCAAGACUCCAUCUUCAGAAGUAUCAGUGGCCUACUUCACCUGGGCUUCGUCAGUCUACCAGGUAGCAGAGACAGGGUGGGCAGGGCCGUGCUGGAGGUCCAUGGGAACAGGCAGGCCUGGAUGUCUCCUCUGCUGUCUGCCCAGGAGGUGUGUAAAGUGCUACUUUACCUCCACUCCAUCCCCAGAAAAGAGGUCCGGGACCUGGGAAUGACAGUGGUGAUCAAUGCCAGGAGGAUGCACCCUCCCUCCCUCUUCUACAAAGCCCUAAUGAUGGUUCAGGAACAAGCCCUGAAUGCAGUCCAUAGUGUGCUGAUACUGGUGGAUAAAGACACAAGCACUCGCCCUGAAAGACACCCUGGGCUACAGAUGGAAGUGGUGACCUCUCUGAAGGCCCUGCACAAGAUGGUGGAGGGACAACAGCUGACCUCUGACCUAGGCGGGAACUUUCCCUACAGCCACACUGAUUGGCUGCAGUUUCACCAGAAACUGGUUUCCUUUAUGUCGGACUUGCAAGGGGCAGCCCAUUUACUACAUAGAGCAAUCAAGAAAAUUGAUGGUAAUCCAAAAACGGACACCGCCCAGGAUGUUCAGCUAUCUAUUCAAGAUCAGAAGACCUCAAUGAAAGAGGUUCUGCAGGAUGCCCGAUUGGUCCCUUUACAGAGAGAAGGUGGGGCCAUUCUGACCAGAAUGAGGAGGGAGGAGUUUCGAUUUACCAAGUCCGACGACUACAGGGAUGCCUUGGACUCGGUGACGGCCCUAUAUAACCAGGUGGAGGAGAAUGUUCACACCCUGGUGAUGAGGUCCAAUGAAUCACUACAGUAUCUGGACUUCCUGCUCAAACUCAGGGAGGCGGAGUCAAAUCUUAACACGGCCAAGGAAUGGUUUGAUACAGAAGGAGAGCAAUGGCUGAAGUUCUCCAACUCCACCGAGGACACACUGGAGAGUGUGAACCAAGCCCUUCAGCGCUUUGACACCGUCCUCACUCAGGCCAAGGAGAAGAAACAGGAGACCUUGACCCUGGUGAUGGAGGUGGAGAAGAUUCUGGGUUCCACCAACUCCAACCCCGAGACGGAGGUUUUUAGGACCGUGAUGAACACGUUCAAAUCUAAUAUGGCCGACUUUAUGUUGCGCGCUGAGCAACGGCGUACCGAGCUUGACAACAUGGUGCAUGUCUACCGCUUCUGUGAAGAGGCUGCUGCCCUCGCCAAGGAAUGCAAGCAAUAUCUUGAGCAACUAGAGACAGGGUGCUAUCCUGCCAAAGCCUGUCUAAGCAUGCUUAAGACCUACGAGGAGCGAUUGGGUGACUGCUGCUCGUCCCGACACUUCCAGAAGAUCAAAGCCUGCAGCGUGAAGAGCUCCAGGGGGAUGAAUUUGUGGAAUGCGACCUGGGUCCAGUGCCAGGAAGUCAGCCAGUGGCUGGGGGAGAGGCUGCAGCAGGGGAAUGCAGCCAACAAAUACCAGCAGCAGCUCACAGCUGGUGGAGCUCAAGUGAAAGACGGGGUGUUGGAGACUUGGAAGGAGAGGGAGAAAGAGGAGGAAGACAAGGAGGAGGUGGUUGUGGCCCCUUGCUCCCUAACCCAAGCCUCAAACUCCCCUCCAGGGGUGGCCGAUAUGGCCAAUAACUCAGGGAGGGCCUCCGUGGAACAGAUGGAGAGCAGAGACAGCCGUGCUAGGCACAGCACUAACAGUGCGUGCUUUAACCUUCCUUUCAAAGAUGACUUGAAAAGGAGCAAAGGAGCCAAAGAAGCAUCCCAGUUGGCCAAAUCCCCCGGCAUAGAGGGGAAACUGACACCAGCGGUGCCCCAAGAUGGAGAUGGUGGACCAGGAAGGCACCACAGCGAGACGGACCUCAGAACGGGGGAUCUGGUUGCUGGGUGUGAGGCAUUUCCAUGGAAACAUGGCACUUUGGGGGGAUCCCUGAGUGAGGGUUCCUGUAUCAGCUCUCCCCUGUCCUCAAAGUUUGGCUCCUCCCCCUUGUCGGCAAGACACUCCCAUAGUCGGCCCUCAGUAGUGGCCCUGCAGUCCCCCCAAAACCCUUAUGAUAUCUCCCAUAAUGGAAGCUUCUGCUCUUGCAACUCCUGCUGUAGGACAAAUGGGGAAAGGGACGAUGACAGAGAAGAUGGUGACCCCAUAGAGUUGUCUUCGGUGUCCUUCCUUGACCCCUGUGACCCGACUGGUGACAGGACCCAGAAUGUCUCGUCAUUGGCCGACACACAAGCUGAAGAUAAUGGCAACAAUGUUCUGAAGUUGCAGAGGAUCAUGGAGGAGCUCUUGUUGACUGAGAGGGAGUAUGUACGAUCUCUAGGUUAUGUCCGAGAGCACUACUUCCCCGAGCUGGAGAGGCCUGACGUGCCUCAGGACCUAAGGGGCCAAAGGGGGAGCAUUUUCGGCAACCUGGAGAAGCUCCAUGACUUCCAUCGACACCACUUCCUGAAAGAGCUGGAGGGCUGCCUCCGAGAGCCCUUCAGGGUGGGACGCAGCUUCCUACGACAUAGAGAGUGCUUUGGUCUGUACGCCCUCUACAGCAAGAACAAACCCAAGUCAGACGGCUUACUCCUCAACCACGGCCAUGACUUCUUCAAGCAAAAACAGAUAGAGCUGGGCGACCAGAUGGACCUGUCAUCAUAUCUGCUGAAGCCGGUGCAGCGGAUCAGCAAGUACAGCCUGCUGCUGCAGGACAUGGUGAGGGAUUGUGGGCCCCACCGGGGCCGCGAGGAGGCUGAAGUCAGGCGUGCCCUUGAAGUCAUCCAGUUCCAGUUGCGCCAUGGCAACAACCUGCUAGCCAUGGACGACAUACAGGACUGUGACGUCAACCUGAAGGAGCAGGGGCAGCUGAUUCGUCAGGACGAGUUCCUGGUGUCCUUCAGGAAGAAGAAAUGUUUCCGCCACAUCUUCCUGUUCCAGGACCUCGUCCUCUUCAGCAAGACCAAGUGGACUGAUGUGGGCAAUGACACUUAUGUCUACAAACAGUCAUUUAAGACCUCUGACAUUGGGAUGACCCAUAACUCGGGGGACAGCGGGCUGUGCUUUGAGAUCUGGUUCCGAAGGAGGAAGUCCCAGGACACGUACACGCUGCAGGCCGGGAACAGUGAGGUGAAGGAUGCCUGGACCAAAGACCUUGAGCGCAUCCUCUGGGAGCAGGCUGUACACAAUAGAGAGAUUCGUAUGCAGGAGAGGGUGUUCAUGGGUAUCGGGAACAGGCCCUUCAUGGACAUCCAGCCUAGCGAUGCGGCCAUCAACGACAGGGCAGUCAACUGUGCUCUGAUGGGAAGAGAAUCCAAGGCGUUGGCCUCCCCGGGGACGUCUAGCUCACAGGGCGGUUGUCCUGUGCUGCGGCCUAACUCCAUUGGCUCGGGGAGCUGUUCGUCGUCUUCCGGCAGCCACUCCUCUUCGUCCUCUGGGAGAGGGUCCCUGUCGUCCGCCGUGGAGGGGUACCUGUGUGGCCCGAAGCAGAGGGGGGCAGGGGGUCACGGGGGGUACUCCCCACCCCCUGGGGUCCAGGAGGAGGAUGACAUGGACCAGGAGAGCGGAAGUCAGAAUCUACUGAUGAACAGCUCCGAGUCUUCAGGAGAGAGCGUGAGCGGCUUCAGCAGCUCCAGCCACAGCUGUCACUCCGCAAUUGGUAGAGAGGCGGAGGACGCCGCCUCCGUCGUCGGCCUGAAGGAGGUGCUAAGCCGCAGACCCGAAGCCAACCUCCACAAGGCCAAGAGUCCCACCCGGUCCACAGAGAGAACCACCACGCCCUUGCUCCCACACAGACCACCAGCCAUGACUAAGGAUCCACCUAAGGUUCAAAAUGUGGCCAUUGGAAAGUCAACUGAGGUUUGAGCUCUGAGUUUGAAUUGGACCGAUCGACAACAGAAGGACACCAUGAACUGUGUCACUGUAUAAAGGGGACUAUUAUAUGACAGUUACUGUACUCUGCCUUUUCUAUUAUUUUUUUUUAUCUGACCACUAAAAUGUACUGUAUUUCACAUAUGUUCUUAUAUUGUUUUGCAGUUUAAACAUCUGCGUCUGAAUUGUGUUUGUGUUGUGUAAGACGAGUACAUUCAACAUGGAAUUAACCUUAGUGUUAUCUCAGAUUCAACAGGUUAUAGUGAAUUGCAAAAUGUCACAAAGAAAUUGUUGCACGUGAUGCAAACAUCAUACCUGUCCUUGAGCGGUGCUCUGAUCUGGAGCGGCAGGUGUGAAUGUCAUGCCAGGCUAGAGCAUGUUUUCUGCCAGGCUAAACCAAUAACACAUGAUCUCAGUAAACUGUGCAGGUAACAUUUUCAUAAAUACAGUGGUGAAUCAAUCAAUAAAUCAACUUCAACUGUCUUUUUAUGAAUACUGAAAAAAAAAAUAUGAACGCAAUAUGUGAAGUGUGGGUCCCAUGUUUCAUCAGCUGAAGUAAAAAGAUCACAGAGAUUUCCAUACACACACAAAGUUUAUUUCUCUCAUAUUUUGUGCACAAAUGUGUUUACAUCCCUGUUAGUGAGCAUUUUUCAUUUUCCAAGAUAAUCCAUCCACCUGACAGGUGUGUGAUAUCAAGAAGCUGAUUAAACAGAAGUAUCAUUACACAGGUGCACCUUAUGCUGGGGACAAUAAAAUGCCACUCUAAAAAAUGUGCUGUUUUGUCACACACAACAAUGCCACCGAUGUCUCAAGUUUUGAGGGAGCGUCCAAUUGGCAUGCUGACUGCAGGAAUGUCCACCAGAGCUUAUGCCAGAGAAUUUCCCUACCAUAAGCCGCCUCCAAAAUCGUUUUAGAGUAUUUGGCAGGAGGUCCAACUAGCAUCACAACCGCAGACCACGUGUAACCACUUACAGCCCAGGACCUCCACAUCCGGCUUCUUCACCUGGGGUAUCGUCUGAGGCCAAUCACCCGGACAGCUGAGGAGUAUUUCUGUGUGUAAUAAAGCCCUUUUGUGGGGAAAAACCCAUUCUGAUUGGCUGGGCCAGCUCCCCAGUGGAUUGGACCUGGCUCCCAUGUGGAUGGGCUUAUGCCCUCCCAGGCACACCCAAGGCUAGGCCCUUGCUCAGUCAUGAAAUCCAUAGAUUAGGGCCGACUCAAUUUAUUUUAAUUGACUGAUUUCUUUAUAUGAACUGUAACUCAUUGAAAAUGUUGCAUGUUGCGUUUAUAUUUUUGUUCAGUAUAGAUAUGUUUAUUUAUUUUUUUACUUUUGCUCUUAUUACAUGAAAUAUGCAGUUCUGGCAUGACAUUAUAUUUACACCUGCCAUGCUUUAGACCAGACCACCCUAGGUAUGGUGCGUCAUGUGCAAUAACAAUAUUACAAUAGCCCAAACUUGCAAACUAGUUUAAGCUAUUUGAUCAACAAACAUUGUUGUAUCAAAUGUGCAAGACCAAACAUCUUUUAACAGCAGAACCAUAAAUUGGUUCCAUGCCUUCCAUUCAGUAGGAGAGCUAUGACAAGAUCUGUCCAUGAUUUUUAAAUCUCAUGUUGAAUAGGGCUUCUCAACUCAAUUAAAUGAACGUUAACUGGU